Messenger RNA from Physcomitrium patens, 2931 nucleotides. RefSeq names its product protein ALTERED XYLOGLUCAN 9. Lineage: Eukaryota; Viridiplantae; Streptophyta; Bryopsida; Funariales; Funariaceae. Gene Ontology annotation, cellular component: Golgi apparatus. Gene Ontology annotation, molecular function: acetyltransferase activity. The record is from RefSeq and is a predicted model, not a curated record. Gene Ontology annotation, biological process: carbohydrate metabolic process.
UCAGCAGAUCCCACCAUGUUUCAAUCAGGGGAUGUGCUCGAUGCGUAGAUGCAGUAUAAGCACGAAGACGGCGAAUCUGUUGUUUCUGUAACACUCAAUUUCAGCACAUAGAUGGUUAGAUAGUUAGAAAAAUGACGAUGACGAUGACAAUUGGAAACGAUGGAUUGUUGCAAAAUCCCUUCACGAUGUGGCACGAUCAAGCAGAUGUGGUUUCAAUCCCGUUGGCUCCUUGCCAUUUGGCUUCGGUCGCCGUUUUUGUGUAGGAACUAAAUGAAUUACUGGUGAGAAUGGUUUUUGGUCCUUGUGUGCACACACGGGUAGAUGUUGCUUUUCCCCACUUGUCUUCACCCUGCUGUUUAGCCUUUCUCGAGUAAGAGGUUUCGGUGAAGCUCUUUGACCAAGACCUCAUCUCUUGUAGUAGGGAAUUGGGUUUUUGUUUUUUACUAGGCGAAAUCGAGUUCGGGCUCUGGUUAGUGAGAAGCGCAGAGUAGUUACUGAUUGCGUACUAUUUGCGUGGGUGUGAGCCCAGGGAGUUGGGCUAUCCGAUUGCGGACCAGAGAUUGGCAAUCAGAGGUUUGAGAUCCUGUGAGAGGGAGUUUUCGGUCUAGGUACCCACAUGCGUCUCUAUUAUCUCAUCACUGGAGCUCUGGUAACCUAUCAAUCCGCGUUCUGGAAUGCGUUUUGCGCUUGCGCUUUAUUGGGAUAGAUUGGACUCCAAGGGCGAUCGUGAAUUCAUCGCGGACGGAUGUGAAGUUUUAGGGUUGGCUCUCAGUUGAAGGCCUUGUCUCUGUGAGGAAAGAUCAAUGCUCCUUAUGCGGUGCGAAAGGAUUGAAUGCGGUGGUAUGGCAGCUAGGGCGCAGUAAAUUCAGCCCGUGGUUUCCAGUAGACGAGUUACGCCGGAAUCAUUUGAGACCUGGGGGGACCAAACAUUAUGCUCAUGGCCUGUUGUGUAUUGGUGGUCAAUCAGCUAAUCAGAGGACUUCAUUCGACAAAUGAUGUACCUAGAAUGUAUAUGACCUGCCAUUGCCUGUCUUAUUUCUUCAUAGAGAGGUUUCUUUUCAUGGUGAUACAAGGUGGACCAGAAAGUAGAAUAAUCUUCUACUUGUUCAAAUAAUGCACGCCAUGGUCUGAAACUCGGGCAUCCGUUUGCCAUGGGAGUGACUCUGCAAGCAGUCUUUCUAGCUUCCUGUGUAGUGUUCGGGCCCAUGGCAAUGGCGGGUUAUCACUUGACUCGCAACCGCGUUUUGUUCUUCAGUGGAUCACUCUUCAUUCUGCUUGCAGUAUCGGUUCACGUCUUCCCCUUCUUUCACACGCCCUAUUUUAACUCCUCUACACUCCCAGAAGAGCAGGCAUCUGCCCAAGUGACACCCACAGCCUUUUUGAAUGUUACGCUCAGAGACUACUGUAUCUCCAAUAUUCACAAGGUGGAAUUCUCUGAAAUUGAUAAACCUCAGCUAGACGAGCAAAUAUCCAAUCAGACGGAUUGGGAUCACUUUGAGUGGCGUUGGCAACAUGAAGCUUUGCAUCAAUGUAAAUAUCAGAAACUCGACAGAGAAGACGCGCUUGAGUUGCUACAGGGAACAUGGAUUGUGAUCGCUGGUGAUUCUCAAGCUCGCCUCCUAUUCGUGGCCCUGAUGGAGUUAAUCCUGCCAUCUAUUGAGGAUUUGAGGCCUUAUCUUUUUAAAAGACAUAGCAACUUCGAGUACAAUUUGGAAAGCCAUCACAUUCUCAUGGAGUUCGCUUGGGCCCCUUAUACUACCAACUUGACACGAAUGGCGAAGGGUUACCGUCAGGAUCAGAAACGCCCGGAUAUUAUAGUUUCGGGUGUAGGCCUUUGGCACAUGUUGCAUUCAGGAAAUUACACCCAGUAUGGCAAAUCUCUUGUGAAGCUAAAGCAAGAGCUUGGCUUCCUGCUGAAUGAUCCCAUUAGUGCUACCUCUGAGGAGGCUCUGACAGUGCAGCUAUUUUGGAUGAAUUUACCAACUUUGGCACCAUCCUUAUAUCAAAGCGACUUGAAGCGUGAACGUAUGACAACUCAACAAUCGCAGUUAUACACAAUGGAGGUCCUUAGGAGUGAGAUUGCUGGUACGGGAGGCUUGACAACACUACUAGACAUUCAAACGCUGAGCCAUGAGUGUGGUACUCGAUGUACCCGUGAUGGCAUUCAUUACAGCCAAGCAGUCUACAGAGCUGCAUUGCAUAUUAUCAUCAACAAUUUGCUUAUCACCACCAAGCAGACUCCGAUCCCGUAGCAAACAAUACCGGGCGCUUGAUGUUGACAGCGAGAGUCAUUGUUGCAUUCAAUUUGCGAUCCACAAGAGAAACUUCGGGUUGUACAUGCAAUCUGGAGUCCUCUAAAUAUAAGUGGUAUCAAAUAUGCCACGUAUACCCUGCGACCCUUCUCACGGAGGAAAAGCUUAGUUGGGAUCGAGCUAAUCAGAGCACCAGUGUUGCAGUUGGCGAGCAGUAUUCACACAAGGCAGCGUUCCCAGUCAAGUGUCACCACCAGAGAAAUGCGCAUGAGGUGAUUAGCAAUGUUUUCUUAAUUACAAAGAUAGUAGUCAUUGUCGCGGAUCAUUUUUCUUAGGCCUUGGUUACAUUAACUGUAACCACAAGGUCUGACAUGAAUCCUCUGUCAUGCUCUUGUGUUGUCAUGAAGGGCAUCUGCCUUACGGCGUGCUGUGACAGCGCUUGGGCUUCUGGUAGUCUUUUGAUACGAUUACUGUGGUUCUUGUUUAUUCUGUUUCACUGUGCUUUCGGUAGCUGCGCAAAUAUGACAUUGAUGACAGAAGGAAUGCCAUAAAACAUAAGCACUCAGAAAAUAGCGCCUUUUUCUAUUGGUAACACACAUGGUGAUUAGUGGGAAUUCAAAUGUUUUUCACGAGUGAUAGAGCUUUUCGGAUCACUGCCGUAAGUGGAUAUGUUGUUUCC